AUGAAGUCCCACAUCGUCCCAUUAAUUAUUGAUGGCAAUGAUAUUGUCUUGGAAGAGGAGCAAUCCAUUUUCGUUUCAAAUCCCGACAGCGGCAGAGGUUCACAGUGGAAAGCUCAAGGAGCUACACCGGAGCUAUGCCAGCGCAUCUUGGAAUCCUCGUCAGCGGCAUUCCCAAAAUGGAGAAAGACGUCUGUUAGAGAGAGACAAGUAUUAUUCCAAGGGGCAGUAGAGCUUCUUAAAGAGAGGGCAUCUGAGCUGUCGUCCAUUGUGGAAGAAGAACUCGGCUGUUCUCAAGUAUGGGCUUCAAUCAACUUCCAUGCCACACUUGAGAUUAUUGAACAAGUAACGGCUCUUAUAUCAUCUGGGAUAUUGUCCGGGCUGAUUCCGGAGACCGAAUCACCCGAUUCACUGGCUCUGGUCUUCAAAGAUCCGCUUGGUGUCGUGCUAGGCAUUGCACCUUGGAAUGCACCGGCCAUGUUGGGAAUGCGAUCCAUUGCCGCUGCCGUUGCAACUGGAAACUGUGCGAUACUCAAGGGAUCCGAGCUGAGCCCCAGGACACACUACUUUAUUGCCAAUCUCUUCCGAGAUGCUGGAUUCCCGCCUGGGGUGGUAAACUUUCUUGUGCACAAACCUGAAGACGCAUCGACUACGUUCAAUACACUUAUUUCGCAUCCGUCAGUGCGAAAAUGCAAUUUUACCGGCUCGACGGCGGUGGGCCGGCACAUUGCCUCUCAAGCAGGCCAUUUCUUGAAGCCUGUGCUCCUAGAAUUGGGUGGCAAAAACUUCAGCUUGAUACUCGAUGAUGCUAAUUUGGAGACUGUGGCAUCUACCAUUUUAGAUGCAGCUUUUAUCAACAGUGGACAAAUUUGUAUGUCUACGGAUAUCGUCCUAGUGCCUCGGAAGCUGAAAUCGGCUUUCUAUAGUCUUGUCCGCCAACGGCUUGAAUCGGCAUCUGCUGUUCAAGUCAAGCACGUCAUUAAUAGGAGAAGCUCUACUCGAAUCCUUGGGCUGCUUGAUGAUGCUGCGCGUAAAGGAGCCACUGUAAUUACCGCUUCAUCACUAGACGGAGAACACGGUCCGCUGUAUGGCACUGUCAUUGAAGACCUCACCACAGACAUGGAAUUUUGGCAGAACGAAUCCUUCGGCCCCGUUGUUGGAAUUGCAUCAUACGACUCCGUAGAUGAAGCGGUUAGUAUGAUUAAUGAAUGUGAGUACGGCUUGUCUGGAGCGAUAUAUACUGCGUCUAGUCUGCAAGCGGUGCCUUUAGCUCGAAGACUGGAGACUGGAGCGGUUCAUAUCAACGGACCAACGUUCCAUGACGGAUUUACCUUGCCGCAUGGAGGGCAUAAGAACAGCGGGUUUGGGAGAUUUGGAAGCCAUUGGGCGUUUGAAGAAUUUUUGCAGACCAAGACUGUGAUUGCAAAUUAG
Trichoderma virens Gv29-8 is the source of this 1428-nucleotide messenger RNA. RefSeq lists its product as uncharacterized. The record is from RefSeq and is a predicted model, not a curated record. The coding region runs from base 1 to 1428 and encodes 475 amino acids. The transcript is spliced from 3 exons. Gene Ontology annotation, molecular function: oxidoreductase activity, acting on the aldehyde or oxo group of donors, NAD or NADP as acceptor. Lineage: Eukaryota; Fungi; Ascomycota; Sordariomycetes; Hypocreales; Hypocreaceae.